AAUCUAUUUACGUUUGUUGAUUAGAACCGUUUUGUUGUUGUGAGAUUUGUUGUUUGUAUCCUGGUAUUUAUAAUUUCCGACUUUAUUCGACAGGAUCAUGGACAAUGCAGAUUGUGAUAAAAUUGAUUUAUCUUCUAGAGUAAAUGAGGGUGAAUUUGAAAAUAGAAUCCAUGCGUCUAUCUUGCUGGAAGGACUGAUGGAACUGUAUGAAAACCAACAGUUUUUAGAUGUCACCUUGAUUGUUGAGGAUCAGUUGUUCUCAUGUCAUCGUAAUAUUUUGGCAGCGUGUAGUCCUUACUUCAAAGCAAUGCUCACAAAUGACUUACUGGAAAGUAGAAAGACAGAAAUCACAAUUAAUGAUGUUGAUCCAAGAGCCAUGAGGCCUAUACUAAACUAUGUCUACACAGCAAAGUUAAAUAUCACUAAGGAUAAUGUACAGAAUUUACUGUCAGCUGCACAUAUGUUUCAAAUGCAUGCAGUGGUAGAGGCUUGUUGUCAGGUGAUGGAGAGACAUUUAGAUGCACUUAAUUGUAUUGGCGUCUAUCAUUUUGCUGAUAUGUAUUCUUGUGUGGAUUUGAAAAAUGCUGCCAAUACCUUCCUCAAUGACAAUUUCAUGAGUGUCUGCAAGGGGGAAGAAUUUCUUCAGUUACCACCAUCAGAGCUACUGGAGAUAAUAUCUAGAGAGGAUCUGAAUGUUAUAGCAGAGGAAGAUAUCUAUGAUGCAGCCAUGAUGUGGUUGAACUUUGAGAUUGAAAGUAGAAUCAGAGUCUUGCAUCUGGUGUUAAACCAUGUAAGAUUAGCUCUCAUUGAACCAUCAUUUUUUCACAAUAUCAUUGCAUGUAACCAAUAUGUUCUGUCAGAUGAAAAUUGCAAACAGUUGAUGGAAAAUGUCCGCAAGUUUCACCUGCUAACUGAGAAAGGGAGACAUGAGUCUCUACUCAAUACUCCUCCACGUUCCGGUAUGUGGACUAAUGACAUGGUAGUGUGUGUUGGUUUGGAUUGUAACACAAACAAAGGUAGGACUCAUGUCCAGUAUCAUGAUCCUACAACAAGCAGGUGGCAUGCCAUACAGUCAUUACCUAAACCUAUUGGUUUACCAGCAUGCACAACAGCUGCUGCUGAUAACACUAUCUAUGUAGCAGGGGGCAUUCUGUACCCAUGGGAAGAUUCCACAGAUCUGUGUUAUUCAUAUGACCACAGAAAAAACAAGUGGUUGCAGAGACAGUCAAUGCAAGUACCAAGAUCAUAUUUCACACUAGAGACAGUUGAUGGUCAGGUGUAUGCUGUCGGUGGACUCAACACACUUCAUGAUGAUCAGAAAAGUGUUGUUGAUACGAUAGAAUGCAAUGAUAUGAAUUCAGAUGAGUGGCACAUUGUGACAACAUUACCUGAGCCUGUAUAUGGCCAUGCAUCCGUAACACAUGGGGGUAAAAUCUACAUUAUUGGAGGAGUGAGAACAGGGACAUUGAUUUCCAAGAAACUAAUGUGUUAUGAUCCAAAGGCUAACAUUUGGAAAGAAUUAGCUCCAAUGAAAAACCCAAGGGCCUUGUGCAGUGCUGCUAUCAAGGAUGGUUGUCUUUUUGUUGUUGGCGGUUUAGAUAGACUAUCAAGAUGGAACACAGUGGAGUCACCAGCAAUGUGUCUUUCCAGCUAUGAAAUCUAUAACUUUACAACCAAUGAGUGGACGGAACAUCAGCACAUCAGUGGAGCCGGCCUAUUUUUCCCAGUAAUUGUCUCGGCCAAUUCCAAUUUGUAUGCAUUUCAAAAUGGUCUUGGUGCUGAUGGUAAUGAUGUUAUGCUGUUAUGGGAUGAAGAUUCCAGUUCCUGGAUUUAUCAUGAUGGACUUCUACCCAUAGAAGAUUGUCGAUAUGGUGUAACAGUGUCAAGGUUUCUUAAACGAGGAAAGGCAUCUCCAACUUGA
Molecule: messenger RNA, 1921 nt
Organism: Saccoglossus kowalevskii
Lineage: Eukaryota; Metazoa; Hemichordata; Enteropneusta; Harrimaniidae
Product: kelch-like protein 40
Molecular function (GO): protein binding
Source: RefSeq, a predicted model, not a curated record